Messenger RNA from Carassius auratus (goldfish), 2960 nucleotides. RefSeq names its product kiaa0930. NCBI's taxonomy places the organism in Eukaryota, Metazoa, Chordata, Actinopteri, Cypriniformes, Cyprinidae. The coding region runs from base 144 to 1406 and encodes 420 amino acids. The record is from RefSeq and is a predicted model, not a curated record. The transcript is spliced from 10 exons.
GUGACAUCACAGGCCGAGGGUGUUCCCAGUAGUAUGUUUCUGACGCGAUGCGUCGCCGCUGACGGAAGUGCAGAGCGCUUGUGUUGUUGUGCUCGGCUUGUGUCAUGUACGGCGGUCUGUGAGAUGAGCGGUGAGAUCGUGUCAUGGCAUCCGCGCGCAUUAUGGCAGCUCUACCGGGUCAGAGCGACGAUCCCGCCGAACCGGACCAGUCCCUGCAGCACAUGCUGAAGGCCAUCGCGGACGAGCGGAACCGCCUGAGCGUCAGACAGGACCUCAGCGGACUGGGGUGCUUCAAGGAUGACCGCAUAGUGUUCUGGACAUGGAUGUUCUCCACAUACUUCAUGGAGAAAUCGGCACCACGUCAGGAUGAUAUGCUCUUCUAUGUGCGCCGCAAGCUCUCUUACGUCAGUGCAGACAACACAGAAGGGAAGAAGGUGGAGGUAGAGGUUUACAGAAGAGACUCUAAAAAGCUGCCUGGACUCGGUGAUCCUGACAUCGACUGGGAGGAGAGCGUCUAUCUCAAUCUCAUCCUGCAGAAUCUGGACUAUGUGGUCACAUGUGCAGUUUGCACACGCUCAGAUGCAGGAGACAUCCAUAUCCACAAAAAGAAAUCCCAGCAAGUGUUUGCCUCUCCAAGCAAACACCCAAUGGACAGCAAAGGGGAGGAGUCAAAAAUGAGCUACCCCAACAUCUUCUUCAUGAUUGACAGCUUUGAGGAGGUGUUCAGCGAUAUGACUGUUGGAGAAGGUGAGAUGGUUUGCGUGGAGCUGGUGGCCAGUGACAAAAGCAACACAUUCCAGGGCGUCAUCUUCCAGGGCUCCAUCCGCUACGAGGCCCUAAAGAAGGUCUAUGAUAACCGGGUAAGUGUGGCAGCGAAGAUGGCCCAGCGGAUGUCAUUCGGCUUCUACAAGUACAACAACAUGGAGUUUGUGCGGAUGAAGGGUCCUCAGGGGAAAGGUCAUGCUGAGAUGGCUGUGAGUCGAGUGCCCACUGGAGACACCUCACCCUGCGGCACUGAAGAGGACCAAGACUCCCCUCUUCAUGAGAGGGUGACGUCAUUUAGCACUCCCCCGACCCCAGAAAAAAACAGGCCCUCCUUCUUCUCACCGUCACUCCGCCGGAAAGUGCCCCGAAACCGAAUUGCUGAGAUGAAGAAAUCCCACUCAGCAAAUGACAGUGAGGAGUUUUACAGAGAAGAGGAUGAUGAAGACUUGUGCAACGCCACAAACUUGCGCUCCCGCUCUCUGUCAGGAACGGGCCACUCACUGGUCGGUUCUUGGCUCAAGCUGAACAGAAAAGAGGAGUAUUUUCUGUUAUAUUCCCACCUCACCUACGUGACUCUUCCUUUACAUCGCAUCACCACAGAUAUUCUGGAGGUGAGACAAAAGCCCAUUUUGAUGACAUAACAUUAACAUAACAUGAACUGUUACCAAGUGCCUCCUCACAUCAGGCCCCCGAGGAACCGGCGUGUGUCGUACGGGACAGAUAACCAAAAUCAAUGAACAAUACGCAACAGUGAACGAGAAGAGGCAAAGCGAAACCUAAGGAAUAAACUCCAUCAAUUGGUGCCCUCCAGAAUGGUUUGAGACCUGGAACUAAAGUGGCACUAGACUGUGAGUAAUGUUUAUUGGGAGAUGAAACCCAAUAAACGAAUGUCGUUCUUGUAAAUACACAGCUGCUUAGAUACUCAGUGAACUGUACCGACCACAGCCGCCUCCUUUCAACCCUCCUCCAGGAGACACUCGUAGGUUUCACUAUAUUAAUGAUUUUGUGUGUAGUAUAUUUUCCAAAGGACGUUUCCUCGCAGCUCUAGGCCUUAAUACUUCACUAACCAGCCAAUCUAUAUCAAACGUCGUCCUUUUGGUAGCCCAUUGCUGAGAGAAUCGCAAAUAUCCGAUUGUACCGUCUGUGACUGGACAUGUUCGAGGGGAUUUCUGAUUUCCAAACACUAGUGAAUGUGACGUAUCUCCUGAGAAGACUCGUGUUUCGUAGGCCGUUUCCAGUAGAUGGAUGACACCACCACCUGAGCACAGUUCUUGGAAACCUCUCCGUCCACAAAGACACUUGAACAGGACACUAGAUCACAUGAUCCCACCCAGCAGAUGUUUUUUUGAUUUUUUCUCUGAGUUUCUGUUUUGAGAACUCUUUUGCACUAAAGGGCUUUUGGAGUUGAAUACGUAACGCCAACCCAAAGUGUCAGUAUUAUUUUGUUUUGUACGUGUGUGUCGGCUGAAUGUAAUAACUGACCCGACAGCUUUAAUAUCUAUUUGAUAUUUGAUAGGCCAGCAGCAUUUGAAGAUGUUGUUCAAACUAUUUUAAGACUCUCGUCUUCAGGUUUAUUCCAUUCUUUGCUUUAGGCGCAAUGCUUCAGUGGAAGGCUGUUUUUAAGGAAGUCCCAGUUUGUUAAACGCUUUUCGCGCACUUUUCUAUUAAGUGGUAACUUAGCAGUAAAUGUGCAUGGUGUCGCAUUUAUGUUGUUAUAUAUAUUCACACACCUUUUCUGUACAUCUUUAUGAAAAUACACAUUAUAAAAAAAGUUCCUGGUUAAAUUUUAUUGCCCAGUUACUAAAUGUCUUGUUGUGGGAUAUCGCACAAAUUCUUGGAGAUUCCAAAACUCGUAGGAUCACUUUUUUAUAUAGAGUUAGACUGUUUCACAUGAAACACUUAAUGUAAACUUCUUCAAAUAUGAGACAAAUACAAAUUCUGCCGCUCUAAAACUAUAUUAUAGUGUUAUUAUUUAGUUCAAGUCACUAUAGUGUUGGUUCUGUUCAAUUCAAUAACCAUGUAAAGUUCAGUGUAAUUUACACUUAAGUAUAAUUAUUCUUAAUUUAUACAAUUUAGUGUAAAAACGAAUUGAUUUGGCCUCCACAUUAUAGAGGCCCAAUGGUAUUAACAACCAUGUCCACGUCUGCCACAGUUAAAACAUUCACUAAUAACACAAAUUUGCAUUUGCUCCAUGA